Molecule: messenger RNA, 3432 nt
Organism: Ostreococcus tauri
Lineage: Eukaryota; Viridiplantae; Chlorophyta; Mamiellophyceae; Mamiellales; Bathycoccaceae
Product: Carbamoyl-phosphate synthase large subunit,CPSase domain
Exons: 2
Coding region: 1-3432 (1143 amino acids)
Biological process (GO): L-glutamine metabolic process
Cellular component (GO): cytoplasm
Molecular function (GO): ATP binding; metal ion binding
Source: RefSeq, a predicted model, not a curated record
AUGUCGUCCACGCGACGCGCGAUCGACGGCGCGCGAGGGGGGAUGUGCGGCGGACGCGUCACCGCGACGGCGACGCGAGGGCGACGAGUGACGCGCCCGGCGCGGUGGACGACGACGCGGGCGGAGAGCGAGGUUUUUCGAGCGUGGGAUCAGGCGACGAAGAGCGCGAUGCGGACCGAUCUGAAGAAGAUUAUGAUUCUCGGUGCGGGACCGAUCGUUAUCGGACAGGCGUGCGAGUUUGAUUACUCCGGUACCCAGGCGUGCAAGGCGCUGCGAAGCUUGGGAUACGACGUCGUCCUCGUGAACUCCAACCCGGCGACGAUCAUGACGGAUCCGGAGACUGCGUCUCGUACGUACGUUACUCCGAUGACUCCGGCGAGCGUCGAGCAAAUCAUCGCCAAGGAAAAGCCGGACGCUUUGUUGCCAACCAUGGGUGGCCAAACCGCGCUCAACUUGACAAAGGCGCUCGCCGAGUCGGGGAUCUUGGAGAAGCACAACGUUGAACUCAUCGGCGCUAAGCUCGAUGCGAUCAAUAAGGCUGAAGACCGUCAGCUUUUCAAGAAUGCCAUGGACAAAAUUGGCCUGAGCACGCCCAAGUCUGGCACGGCUGAGACGUGGGAGCAGGCGAAAGCCAUCGCCGCGGACAUCGGUACGCUCCCGCUCAUCAUUCGUCCGGCGUUCACUCUCGGUGGCUCCGGUGGUGGUAUCGCGUACAACAUGGAUGAAUUCGAAACGAUCGUCAAGGGUGGGCUCGAUGCGUCCGCGACGAGCCAAGUUUUGAUUGAGCAGUCUUUGCUCGGCUGGAAGGAGUACGAGCUCGAGGUGAUGCGCGACCUUGCCGACAACGUCGUCAUUGUGUGUUCAAUUGAAAACUUUGAUCCGAUGGGCGUGCACACUGGUGAUUCGAUCACCAUCGCACCGGCUCAAACGCUCACCGACAAGGAAUACCAGCGUCUUCGUGAUGCCUCGGUUGCCAUCAUCCGUGAGAUUGGCGUCGAGUGUGGUGGUUCCAACGUUCAGAUGGCUGUCAACCCGGUCGACGGCCAGGUCAUGAUCAUUGAAAUGAACCCGCGUGUGUCUCGCUCGUCUGCUCUUGCGUCCAAGGCGACCGGUUUCCCGAUCGCUAAGAUGGCCGCGAAGCUCGCUGUCGGUUGCACUCUCGACGGUAUCCCUAACGACAUCACACUCAAGACCCCGGCGUCUUUCGAGCCUUCCAUCGAUUAUGUCGUCACGAAGAUUCCUCGAUUCGCUUUCGAAAAGUUCCCGGGCGCGAAGCCCGUGCUUACGACACAGAUGAAGUCUGUCGGUGAGGCCAUGGCCAUGGGUCGCACUUGGCAAGAGUCUUUCCAAAAGGCGUUCCGUUCUCUCGAAACCGGCUUCGCCGGUUGGGGUCUCGGUAAGAAGGAUGGGUUCAUGCAAGGUGACGUUGCUGCGAUCAACGAGGGCCUACUCGUGCCGAACCCCGAGCGCAUUGUUGUCAUUCAUGAAGCGUUCCUCGCGGGUUUCACGGAGGAUCAGAUCAUCAAGGCAACGACGAUGGACCCAUGGUUCAUCCGACAGCUCGGUGAACUCUACCAGACCGAGUGCUGGCUCAAAUCGCUCAAGUCACUCGACGAUCUUUCCGAGAACGAUUGGUUCGAAGUUAAGAGGCGUGGCUACAGCGAUUCACAAAUUUCCAUGGCUUUCCCGGGCACGACUGAGUUGCAAGUUCGCAAGGAGCGCACGGCGAAGGGUUGCAAGCCCUCCAUGAAGCGCGUGGAUACGUGCGCGGCCGAAUUCGUUGCGGACACUCCGUAUAUGUAUUCCUCGUACGACGGCUUCGACGAAUCUGAACCGACGGACAACAAGAAAAUCCUCAUUCUGGGUGGUGGUCCGAACCGCAUCGGUCAAGGUAUUGAGUUCGACUACUGCUGCUGCCAUGCCGCGUUCGCCCUCGCGGACGCUGGUUACGAAACCAUCAUGCUCAACAGUAACCCGGAGACUGUGUCUACCGACUACGAUACCUCUGAUCGCCUGUACUUCGAACCGCUGACGGUUGAAGAUGUCUUGAAUGUGUGCGAAGUUGAGCGUCCGGAGGGCAUCAUCGUUCAGUUCGGUGGCCAAACUCCUUUGAGCCUCGCGACAAGGCUUGAAGCUGCCCUCAAGGAGAACCCGAUUCCGGCGGCGUCCGGCAACGGUUUUACACAGAUUUUGGGUACCCCUCCGGACUCAAUCGAUGCUGCAGAAGAUCGCGAGCGCUGGAUCGAUAUUUUGGAAGAACUCAACAUUCUUCAACCGCCGGGAGGUGUUGCGAGAUCUGAGGAAGAAGCGUUGAAGAUUGCUGAAAAACUUACCUACCCUGUCAUGGUUCGUCCGUCUUACGUCCUCGGUGGGCGCGCCAUGGAGAUCGUUGGCUCUAACGCCGACUUGAAGCGUUACAUCAAGACUGCCGUCGAAGUCGACGAAGAUCGCCCGGUGCUUGUCGAUAAGUACCUCCAAAACGCGACCGAGAUCGAUUGCGAUGCAUUGUGCGAUAAGGAUGGCAACGUUGUCAUCGGUGGUAUCAUGGAACACAUUGAGCAAGCGGGAGUGCACUCUGGUGACUCUGCGUGCUCCUUACCAACGCAAACUAUCCCUGAAUCUGCCCUUGCUACCAUUCGUGAAUGGACCCCGAAGCUCGCGAAACGACUCGGUGUCAUCGGUCUCAUCAACAUUCAGUACGCUGUGACCCCGGAGGGUACGCCGUACAUCAUUGAGGCGAACCCGCGUGCUUCUCGUACUGUGCCGUUCGUGGCGAAGGCGAUUGGUCAUCCGUUGGCUAAGUACGCGUCGUUGGUGAUGGCUGGAAAGACGCUCAAGGAAAUCGGCUUCACGGAAGAAGUCAAAUUGAACCACGUCGCCGUGAAGGAAGCGGUCCUUCCGUUCGACAAGUUCCCGGGUGCGGACACUUUGCUUGGUCCGGAGAUGAGAAGUACUGGUGAGGUGAUGGGCAUUGAUCGUGACUUCAGCCGUGCUUAUUGCAAGGCCCAGCUCGCUGCGGGACAGCGACUGCCCACCUCCGGCAAGGUCUUCAUUUCCGUGCGCGAUUCUGACAAGGACGCCAUAGUUGACAUAGCUCGUGACUUCGUCAGCAUGAACUACACGGUCGUGUCGACCGGUGGUACGGCGACUCACUUAGAAAAGGCUGGUGUUGCUGUCACUAAGGUGCUCAAGUUGCACGAAGGCCGACCGAACGUCUCCGACAUGAUUCGUGAUGGUGAAAUUGGUAUGAUGGUGGUUACCUCGUCUGGUGACGCCCAAGAUUUGGUGGAUGGCCGCAAGAUCCGUCGCGAGGCGGUUGGCCUGAAGGUGCCGCUUGUCACGACCAUUGCCGGCGCGAAGGCCACGGCCGGUGCGGUUCGCGUCUUGCAGAAGGGUGACCUCAAAAUGGACGCGCUGCAAGACUUUUUCUAG